GGUAGGUGGGCGAGUAAGCAGGGAGAGUCCAGGACCAGGGGGGGGCCCGCAAGCGAAGAGGCAGCCCCCCCACCUCAGGAAGAGGUGUGAAAGCAUAAUGGCGGGCAACAGUUUGGUCCUGCCGAUUGUGCUUUGGGGACGUAAAGCACCCACUCACUGUGUGUCAGCCAUACUACUAAUGGAUGAUGUGUCGAUGAUUGUAACAGGGUGUCAUGAUGGGCAAACAUGUCUUUGGGACCUCUCUUCAGAUCUAGAAAUAAAUCCCAGAGCUCUGUUGUUUGGUCAUACAGCUUCAGUCACUUGCUUGUCCAAAGCCAGUUCCUCAAGCGAGAAACAGUAUAUAGUGAGUGCAUCUGAAAGUGGGGAGAUGUGCCUCUGGGAUGUGAAUGAUGGAAGAUGCAUUGAAUUUACUAAACUAGCCUGCACUCAUACUGGCAUCCAGUUCUAUCAGUUCACAAUUGGGACUCAGCGAGAAGGGAGACUGUUGUGUCAUGGCCAUUAUCCAGAAAUACUUGUUGUGGAUGCUACCAGCCUUGAAGUUCUUUAUUCCUUGGUGUCAAAGAUUUCUCCUGACUGGAUCAGUUCCAUGAGCAUUAUUCGAUCUCACAGAACACAAGAUGAAGAAUUAACCUUGGAUUCCCUCUUAUCUCUUCAGGAUACAGAGCCAAUCUUUGAGGAGGAAUCUAAACCAAUUUACUGUCAGAACUGCCAAAGCAUUUCUUUCUGUGCAUUUACCCAAAGAUCACUUCUGGUUGUCUGCUCCAAAUACUGGCGGGUGUUUGAUGCUGGAGAUUAUUCCCUGUUAUGCUCAGUUCCCAGUGAGAAUGGACAGACUUGGACAGGUGGUGAUUUUGUGUCAGCAGACAAAGUCAUCAUAUGGACAGAAGAUGGUGAAAGUCUUAUCUAUAAACUCCCACCCAGUUGUUUGCCAGCUAGUGAUUCAUUUCGCAGUGAUGUUGGAAAAGUUGUAGAAAAUUUAAAUCCUCCUCAACUCCAUUGUGUUGUAGACAGAGCGGUAGAGAAAGAAGAUAAACGGUUAUUAAUUUGCCCUCCUGUUACCCGAUUCUUCUAUGGUCGUAGGGAGUGUUUUCAUAAACUGUUGAUCCAAGGAGACUCCUCAGGGAGGCUUAGCAUUUGGAGUAUACCAGACACACUCGAUCAGCAAAAUGUGACAGAAGGAUUGAAAGUGACUACAUCUACUUCUCUACAAGAAGCAUUUGAUAAACUGGUACCCCGCCCUGCUGGAAUUAUAGAUCAGUUGAGCUUCUUACCAAAUAAUGAUGACCCACUUAAAGUAACAGCAAGUGUCUAUAUUCCGGCCCAUGGACGCCUGGUUUGUGGCCGUGAAGAUGGAAGCAUUGUCAUUGUACCAGCAACUCAGACCGCGAUAGUUCAGUUGUUGCAAGAUGAACAUGUGAGAAGAAGAGGUUGGCCACCUCAUAGAACUCUGCGGGGUCAUCGCAACAAAGUCACCUGUUUGCUGUAUCCUCACCAGGUUUCUUCUCGUUAUGACCAAAGAUACUUGGUCUCAGGUGGUGUAGAUUUUUCUGUUAUAAUCUGGGACAUCUUUUCUGGAGAAAUGAAGCACAUCUUUUGUGUGCAUGGUGGAGAAAUCACACAACUUUUGGUGCCUCCAGAAAAUUGCAGUUCAAGAGUUCAGCACUGUGUUUGCUCUGUGGCCAGUGACCAUUCAGUAGGACUUCUGAGUUUGCGAGAGAAAAAGUGCAUAAUGUUAGCUUCGCGACACCUCUUUCCUAUUCAAGUCAUAAAGUGGAGACCAUCAGAUGACUACCUAGUUGUUGGCUGUUCUGAUGGCUCUGUAUACGUGUGGCAGAUGGAUACUGGGGCCCUUGACCGCUGUGUAAUGGGAAUAACAGCCGUUGAGAUCCUGAAUGCUUGCGAUGAGGCUGUGCCGGCCGCAGUCGAUUCCCUCAGUCAUCCUGCCGUCAACUUAAAACAGGCCAUGACCAGACGUAGCCUUGCUGCAUUGAAAAAUGUGGCCCACCAGAAGCUGCAGACUCUCGCCACCAACCUGUUGGCUUCCGAUUCAUCUGAUAAAGGAAAUUUGCCUAAAUACUCUCACAAUGCUCUGAUGGUUCAGGCCCUGAAGACUAACUUGACAGACCCAGAUGUCCACGUACUUUUCUUUGAUGUUGAAGCCCUGAUUAUUCAGCUGCUAACUGAAGAAGCCUCCAGGCCUAAUACAGCCCUUAUUUCCCCAGAGAAUUUACAGAAAGCAUCUGGCAGUUCUGACAAAGGGGGUUCCUUCCUGGCUGGCAAGCGAGCAGCAGUCUUGUUCCAGCAAGUCAAAGAAACAAUCAAAGAGAACAUAAAAGAACAUCUUCUUGACGAGGAUGAUGACGAUGAAGAAUCGAGGCAGAGGAGAGAAGAUAGUGACCCAGAGUAUCGCUCCAGCAAAUCUAAACCGUUAACACUCUUAGAAUAUAAUCUGACCAUGGAUACAGCUAAACUGUUUAUGUCAUGCCUUCAUGCUUGGGGCCUGAAUAGUGUUCUAGAUGAGCUUUGCAGUGACCGUCUGGGGAUGUUGAGACCUCACUGUUCUGUCUCUUUUGGCUUGCUUUCAAGAGGAGGUCACAUGUCUCUGAUGCUUCCUGGAUACAAUCAGCCUAUAGGCAAAAUGACCUCUAGUGAUGUGGAGAUAGGAAAAUCUGUAGCUCUCACAGAGGGGCAUAUCAGGGGUACGUACGGCAUAUCACGUGCAGUAACUACUCAGCACCUCCUCUCCAUAAUUUCUUUGGCCAACACCUUGAUGAGUAUGACGAAUGCAACAUUUAUUGGUGAUCAUAUGAAGAAGGGGCCAGCCAGACCACCUAGACCAGGAACUCCUGAGCUUACCAAAGUGAAGACUCCUGCACCAGUUCCUAGUCCAACUGCUCAAGGCCUGAUUAAACAAGUUGCUCCUGCUGUUUCUGCUAGCACUGAAGCUGAUCACUCUGGCUCUGACCCUGCUCCUCCUUUACAUACCUGUUUCUUAGUAAAUGAAGGAUGGAGUCAGCUGGCUGCUAUGCAUUGUGUUAUGCUCCCUGACCUGUUGGGCUUGGAUAAAUUUAGACCACCUCUCCUUGAAAUGUUGGCUCGUAGAUGGCAAGAUCGAUGCUUGGAGGUGAGAGAGGCUGCCCAGGCCUUGCUGUUAGCAGAACUGAGAAGAAUUGAACAGGUGGGGAGAAAGGAAACAAUUGACAUGUGGGCUCCUUAUUUACCACAGUAUAUGGACAGUGUUAUAUCACCUGGAGUGACCACAGAAGCCAUUCAGACUGCUACUCCUACUUCUGAACCAUCAGGAUCUGAAACCAAGAUUCAAGAAGAAGAACAUGACCUGACUGAUGAUGAUAUAUCUGCAGGUUCUCUAUCAGGACUUCCACAAAUAAAAAAGAUAUCUAUGUCAUAUGAAGAGAGACGGAAGCAAGCUACGGCUAUUGUUCUGCUAGGAGUAAUUGGAGCAGAGUUUGGAGCAGAAAUUGAACCUCCAAAGUUGCUGACCAGGCCACGUAGUUCUAGUCAAAUUCCUGAAGGCUUUGGAUCAACAAGUGGUGGCUCAAACUAUUCCUUGGCAAGACAUACUUGCAAGGCCUUGACAUACCUUCUGCUGCAGCCUCCCAGCCCCAAGCUUCCUCCUCACAGCACCAUCAGAAGAACUGCAAUUGAUCUCAUAGGACGAGGGUUUACCGUAUGGGAACCUUAUAUGGAUGUCUCUGCUGUGCUGAUGGGCCUUUUGGAGCUUUGCGCUGAUGCUGAGAAGCAACUUGCAAACAUCACAAUGGGACUGCCUCUGAGUCCUGCAGCUGACUCCGCCCGCUCUGCACGACACGCUCUCUCGCUCAUUGCCACGGCCAGACCACCCGCCUUCAUAACAACUAUUGCCAAGGAGGUACAUCGGCAUACUGCUCUCCAAGCGAAUACUCAGUCUCAACAGAACAUUCAUACCUCUACGCUGGCACGGGCAAAAGGAGAGAUCCUGAGAGUUAUUGAAAUCCUUAUUGAAAAAAUGCCAACAGAUGUAGUGGAUCUCCUUGUAGAGGUUAUGGAUAUCAUCAUGUAUUGUCUUGAAGGUUCACUAGUCAAGAAGAAGGGACUCCAGGAGUGCUUUCCAGCCAUCUGCAGGUUCUACAUGGUCAGCUAUUAUGAGCGGAGUCACAGAAUAGCAGUUGGAUCUCGCCACGGUUCAGUGGCCCUCUACGACAUCCGGACUGGAAAAUGUCAGACCAUCCAUGGCCAUAAAGGGUCCAUAACCGCUGUUGCUUUUGCUCCUGAUGGACGGUAUCUUGCUACUUACUCCAACACAGACAGUCACAUUUCCUUCUGGCAGAUGAACACUUCUCUUUUAGGAAGUAUUGGAAUGCUGAAUUCUGCACCACAGCUCCGUUGUAUCAAAACAUACCAGGUCCCCCCGGUCCAACCUGCAUCUCCAGGCUCCCACAAUGCCCUCAAACUGGCCAGGCUCAUCUGGACUUCCAACCGCAAUGUUAUUCUUAUGGCUCAUGAUGGCAAAGAACAUAGAUUUGUGGUGUAGUCUGGAUAGGCAUGCUCAUCUUUUGCUUCCUCUAAAUACAAUUUUGUUUUAAAGUCCCCUGUAAAUCUUAUCUCCCUCUUUGUCAUCUUAACACUGGAGGGUCCACACUAGUAUCCACAAAAGCUAUCCCACAAGAUAACAGGUGGCAUUUAUUCUGCUUGCUUCUCCUCUACAGCAGAGCCCUGCUUAAGCCUGUUGUUGACUUUAGAUGGGUGCAUAUCAGCUCAGCAGCCUAUAUAGCAGUUAUGCCGGCAUGUAGGGUUCUCAUUAGGGCAGGAGAGAGGAUCUUGAGAAGGAUUGCGGCUGGUUCAGUAAGACUUUCAAGGAUGUUAAUUUCAUCGACUUCAAAAACAAGCACGUCAGUCACAAUAUUUAAGCUGGGCUGAAUCUAAUCACUUUCUGAAAGGCUACAAAAAAUCUAUUCUGGAUUUUAAAAACCUUUUUUUUCUUUAAAAAAAGUAUUUCGCAUCCUGAUGUUUACCAAAAGCUUAUUUGUUUACGUAGAUCAUCCUUCCAGUAGCUGUUGGAGGAUCCGUGGGUUAUGAUUUAUUUAUUUUGGGGGGGGGGAACCAUACUGCAAAUCUCAGUCCAGAGAGGUAGGCCACUAAAUACUCAUGCAGUUGUCCAAGAGCACCCUCUUACUGUUCUUUGCUUUACUGAAAAAAAAAAAAAGAUGGCCCUCCAUGUGCAUUGCAGUUCCUAGAUGUCCACUAGAGAUGCUGGUUCUCAGCAUUAAAGGUGUAUCGUACUUGUCUAGCUUGGAAUUUUGCAAGAAAAUAUAUGGGAAAGGGGAGAGGGGAAUAUGAGAAUGGCUUCCUCCUAUACAUUCUUGAUUGAUUUGGAACUGGUGGCAUACUUUAAUGAGUGAAAAGGCAAUUUUAUGUUUCCUAUGUCAGGGAAGAUGGAAUUAAUGUCAUCUGUGGUGUUCAUUUCUUUUGUUUUUAAUGAAAAUUGUGCAGGGCUAGGAGAAGGCAUAUGAAUAUAAAUGUUUUGUUUUGCUGCUAAUAUAGAUAUUUAUAUCUGCCAGUGUUUUCUCCUGCACUGAGCAGGGUGAGGAUAUGAAGGUCUCUCACAUUUACACCAUUGCAUUUUAUUGUGAUAUACAAUAAUCAUGAUACAGCACAUUUCCAGCAUUUUAAUUUUAUCAGAGGAUAAAGAUGUACGGUAAGUGCUGAAAGGAUUUCACAAAACACAUCACUGAUCAUUACUGCAGGAAUGAAAAUGUUAAUUCAGUUUUAGUAAGUCAGAAGAGCAUUUCCUGUAUCAAGCAGACCAUUUGUAUUGUAAACAGUUAAUGUUAACAUAUCUACCAUGUCUCACGUAUUUAUUUUUGCCUGAACAGCACCAGGUUUGUGUUCAUAGGACAAUGGGGGAAACGGUAUACAAAGCAUCUUGGUUAAAUCCCGGUACAUCUGAGUGCAUGUAUACUUGUGACUGUGGUUACUUCUUGCAUUUUCUUUAAUUUGUUUCCAGGGGAAAUGCAGAGUUCUUAGUGUAUGCUAGCAACCUUAACAAAAAUGAAACUUGUAGAAAAUUCAGAAGUGGAACUUGAAGAAUGAAGGCAAGAAAAGUAUCACUUCUUAGUGAAAAUGUACUGUGCUGUGUUUUAAGUACUGCUUCUGCACAAUCCCCACAAAAAUGAAUUUAAGUUGUAAAAGAGCAGUAUCUUUGUGCUUCUUACACUUAUUUUUAACAGAGUUGCAUCAGAGCAUUUCAUGUCUACAUCGAUCUUUAAUUUUAAUUAAUAUUUUUGUUAAACAACUACCUGGUCUGUUCAAUACACUGUACGUGUAACUAGGAUUACAUAGACGGCCAUCAACAUAUCUGUUUAAGAUUAUAAAAACUGAUAAAGAAAUUAAAGAUCAUUAGGAAUGUUUCCCAGAGAUGUACAUUUAUUUUAUUUUUAAUUCUAGCAAAACUUAAAUAUUGUAUUUAGUGUGGUAAAAAUUCGGUUGUGGAAUAUGAGCUCUGUGUGUUGAUUUUUUUUUCUCUUUUAAGUGAACCUUUGCAAUAUGGCUUUAUAUUAUAUUUAUGAAAAGUGGCUGUAGGAUUUGGAAAAGGCCAGAUAAAACAUAGAUUGCAUACACGUUUGUUUAAAUAACUGUGUACUGUCAAGUUGAUUCCAACCUAUGGCAACCUUUUUCAGAGUUUUCUGGUUAUGGAGUACUCAGAAGUGGUUUACCAUCUUUGCAUUUUGGGGAGACACUGGGACUGUGCAGUUUGCCCAAGGGUGCACAAGUUGGCUCUUCCUCUGGGGUGCACAGUGGGAAACCAAACUACCAAACUUUGGUUUCAGUGCCAGAUACCUGUAAUUCACUGAGCUAUCCAGCCAGCACACUUUUAUUCUUUGAACCAGAAUGUUACAAUGGCAUAAAUGAAGAAAGAAAAACUUUUUGGUACCUUUCCUUUUAGACAUUCCUGAGUUUUUGUUUUUAAACAUACCUCUCUUGCUCAUGCGUUCCUUCCUGUACACGUCCUGCAGUCCAAAGCACCUUGGGACUCUUGGCUUAUACAGGGCUUGGACUUGGCCAAGAAGCUGUCUUGUCAGUUCAGAGUUAGAUAAUGCUUCUUCAGGUCAUGGACCUUCAUAGGAAGAGCCACUCCCUAGAAGAAAUUGGAAGGAGCAGCUCUCUCCCUCCACUUGCACCAAGAACUAGGUAGACCUGCUCUGAGUAGAACUUCAUAUUGCUCUAAAUACCAAGCUGUCACAAAUAAUGGUGUCUCCCUACCAAGUUCCUGUUGCCUCCCAUGUUGCAAACAAUACCUACAUAAUGUCCUGAUGAGUUUGUCCACCAGCAGCCAGUCAUGUUAGGCAGGGACAAAGAAACACGUGUGGUCAUGACAAUCAGGUUAGAGAUAAAAUCUGGCACAAGAGAGGAAAAGACCCACGAUCUGAUUGUGGUCCUCAUGCCAGGAGCCUCUGUAUGUGUUGUAGUGAGAGGGUCCACUCUUUUCACCUGUUAGGCUCUGUUUCAUUGGUCUGUACAAGUGCAGAUCUUCCAAGCGUAACUGCUCCAUGUAUGUUCAUUUUAAUGUGGUUUGUACCAGGGGUACUGCACAUUUACUUACAUUGGAAGGUAUGCCAAAAACAUUAUACUCAAGUGAAUGGCAACCAAUAAUUGGCCCAGUUCUGAUUUUUAGUGGGAUGCUUUAAAAACAUGUCCAUGUGUUCCAGAUUUUUUUUUUAAAUGCAACCAUGAAUAUAUGCCACCACAUUUCUUGUCAUCAAGAUGUGAUCCAGUGCUGACAAGUCUCUAAAACUAUUUUGAAUGUUGCGCUUCUGAAAAUUAUGUCUUACGACUGCAGCUGUGGAACACAUGACAUAUUAUGUCUGUAAAAAGAAAAUUGGGGCUUUUAAGCCAAUAAGAAAGCUAGUAGUCUAUGUGAAGGAGUAAUUUAAACAGAGGAAUCAAUAUUUAUGUACUAGUAACUGCAACAGUCCUCUAGGCCCUGAAUGGGGACCCUGCACAGCCCCCUCUCUGAAAUGAAUGGAGGCUGUUUUGCAGCAAUGUGUUUAGUGGAUUUUUAUCUAGAGUUCCCUUAACAUCCUCAAUAUGUAAAUCUGCACAUGAGUGACUUUCUCUGCAAACUUCAUCAGAGCUUAGAUCUUUCAGUACCACAGUAAAAUUUGUAUUGUCAUUCCACUGUAAGCUUUUAGUGUUUUAUUGAUUUGUUUAGUACUGUAUUUGGAUUUGUCCUUGUAAAUGUAGAGACGUGUGUGGCUUCAUUGGCAGUUUACAAGCAAAAGAUGACAUGAUGAGACACCUGUAUGAAAAUGUUGUCAUGACCAUAGUCACAGUGUGUGGUAACUGAUUAAAAUGUCUGCCUCAGAAAA
This is a messenger RNA of Pogona vitticeps (central bearded dragon), 8366 nucleotides long. NCBI's taxonomy places the organism in Eukaryota, Metazoa, Chordata, Lepidosauria, Squamata, Agamidae. The record is from RefSeq and is a predicted model, not a curated record.